Messenger RNA from Diabrotica balteata, 2334 nucleotides. NCBI's taxonomy places the organism in Eukaryota, Metazoa, Arthropoda, Insecta, Coleoptera, Chrysomelidae. The record is from the annotation of a GenBank genome assembly.
GAUGUCAGUGACGAUUAUAAAUUUUAACAAUACUUAUAUAUUCGAAGCUUAUACAAAGUAUUAAACAUAAAAAUUUAUUACAGUCCAGUGACUGCAAAAUUAGUUGAUUUGUAAAAAAAAAUCAGAGACAAUUACUUUCCCAAAGUCAGUAUUAUUUAUAGUCUGCAAUGAAUUUUGCGAACGAUUCUGCUACUAUGGCAUGCGAGCCGUCCUCAUCCUAUAUCUCAGGAAUAUACUCCUGUUUUCUGACGCAAAAUCGUUAGUAACGUACCACACGUUCUCCAUGUCUGCAUAUUUUUUCCCUAUAGUUGGUGCCAUAAUCUCAGACAGUUUUUUAGGAAAAUUUAAUACAAUCUUUUAUGUUUCGAUGAUAUAUGCUAGUGGAUGUAUUCUACUUGCACUAUCAGCUACUGAUCCCAUAGGGUUACCUAAAGCUGAAUUCUCAAUAUUGGGCCUAAUGCUCAUAGCCAUAGGCACCGGUGGUAUUAAACCAUGCGUCUCAGCGUUUGGAGGAGACCAAUUUCGCCUACCCCAACAGGCGAAGGAAGUAGAGAGGUUUUUUUCAUUAUUUUACUUUUCUAUCAAUGCUGGAAGUUUAUUAUCAACUAUUAUUACUCCCAUUUUAAGAAAUGAUGUACACUGCUUCGGUAAUGAGAAUUGUUUUCCUUUGGCUUUUGCAGUUCCCGGAUUUCUGAUGAUAAUUGCUAUAGUCAUCUUCGUUGCAGGACGACCAACGUAUAAAAUCAAAAAACCAGAAGGCAACGUUAUAGUACAAGUUACAAAAUGUAUUGUGUGUGGAAUAAAGAAUAAGAUAAAGUCAAACGAGAAAAAGGAACAUUGGCUUGAUUACGCAAAAGAAAAACACGGAGAAAACCUAAUAAAAGAUAUUAAGGUAGCACUCCAUGUUUUAGUUCUCUUUCUUCCGCUGCCGAUUUUCUGGGCUCUCUACGAUCAGCAAGGAUCAGGAUGGACUUUGAUGGCAGUGAGAAUGGAUGGAAACAUUGGAUUCUACACAAUUUUACCAGAUCAUAUGCAACUCGUCAAUCCAUUGCUGAUUUUGGCUUUUAUUCCAUUGUUUUCCUACGGCAUUUAUCCACUUUUAGCAAAAUGUAACUUACUGAAGACUUCUCUUCAGCGAAUGACUUGUGGAGGACUUUUAACGGCUGUCGCUUUUGCUGUUUCUGCAGUUGUCAUGAUUGCUAUUGAAAAAAAUGAUCCAGUAUUGCCAUCAGCUGGUAACAUACAAUUAAGGGCGCAUAAUCCGUCAAACUGUAUUACAUCUGUUAGCACCGAUAUGUCAGAAAUAAAGCCAUUUACAUUAGAACCAAAAUCUUCAUAUGUGAAUCAAGAUAUUGAAUGGAGUGGAGAAAAAUCUAUAACAUUUACAUUCAAGGCUAUUACUAAAGACUGUCCAGAUGGUGUCCAAAAAAUUUCUCUAUCUGAAAAGAAGGCCUAUGGUAUUUUUAUUCAAGCAAAUGGGACGAUUCGCCUUUAUGAAGAUGAUGUUGCUAAAACCAGAACUGGUUUUCCUGUAGUGAGAACUAUACCUUAUACUGAUAUAGAUGUUACGUACACACAGAAAACGAAAUCAAUUAAUAUAAAUUCAGGAAAUAUAUCUGCAAGAGAAUUUUUUAGACCUGGUCAUUGGUCAGUAGAGGUAGGAGGGAAACAAUUAAACAAAACUAUAUACUUGCAACUUGGUGGAAUAUAUGCUGUACUGCUUGAUAAGGAACAAAUGGACUUUAGUUAUACGAUAGUGACACAACCGAAUGCAAUCCAUAUAGCUUGGUUACUUCUUCAAUAUUUUAUUAUAACUGCUGCAGAAAUUAUGUUUGUCAUCACAGGAUUAGAGUUUUCGUACUCUCAAGCUCCGGUCUCAAUGAAGGCUUUACUGCAAGCUUGCUUUUUAUUGACCACUGCAUUUGGAAACUUAAUUAUUGUUAUUAUAUCUUCCAUGGAGUUUUUCGAGAAAAAGAGUCACGACUUUUUCCUAUAUUGUGGACUUAUGGUGGUCGAUAUGUUAAUCUUUACAUUUCUGGCAAUGAGGUACAAGUAUGUCAAGAAGGAAGAAUCGCCGCCAAGCUCAGAAAACUAAUGAAAUUAAUGAAAUUCGAGCAACAUUAAAAAAUCAGUUUAUUGUUUCUAGUAUCUCGCUGAAUUUUUCUUGUUGUUAUUCAUUUUGUGUAUAAACAUUUGACUUUAAAAUAUAGACCUUAAAAUUUUUAUUCCCCAGUGUUGAAAGAACCAGAGAAAUGUAAAUAUUUUGGCUAGCAUUAUUUAUUUCAGAACUAUUAAAUCUUAAAUUAACUUUAAUGUAAAUAAAUGAGAGUUUAC